AGUUGAUGGACAUAAUAAAGAACGAUCUCAUUCAUCGUCAAGAUCAAAAAGUCCUUCUGGUGGUAAAGAUAUUGAAGAAAAACGAUAUAUUACUUCUUGGUCUCGUAGUCCAUCGUCCGGUGCUGAAAAUGCACGUGAUGCCAAUACUACUACUACUACUGGUACUAUUCAUCGUCAUGAACGUUUACCAGAUGUCAUUCCUGGUCCUGUACGGAAUAGACGAACUGGUGUUGCAUCACCAUUGCGCAGAAAGAAAAGUCGUAGUCCAUUUGCAGAUGAUGCCACUGGACCAUCGUCUACACUAACGAAUAAUUGGCCUGCAAAAGCUGUCAAUUAUGCUGAACAUGCAAACAAUCAAGUUAAUCUUGGACCUAAUCAUUCGAUCAGUGUUGAACAAAAACAUAUUGUUGAACCUGAGUUAUUAUCAGCAAUACAUCGUUCUAGUAAUACAGAUACUAUAUCAUCGAACAAUACUAUAAGUUCUAAUCAGUCAACUGCUACUACUACGACUAGUGCUACCACUGGUGGAGGCGCGGGUGGUGCUGGUGAACUUCCACCAAAUCGACCAGGUGUUCGGUUGACAUUAGCACCACGUAUGAAGGCAGCACCUGUAGGUAUCAGUUCCCUUGCAAAUGCUGCACCUUCUCGUACAACUACUAACCGUCUACCAGCUCAACCGUCCUCACCACCACAAUCACGACAAAUUCGACCUCCUGGUGUCCCUAUAUUACAUCGUCAUACUUCGCCAAUUGAUACUAAUCAACAUCCUCCUCCUGUUAGUACAAAUAGUAUUAAUAUGCCAAUGACACAAACUCAAGUUCGUUUACAAGCAGAAGCUGCAGCAGCUGCAUUAGAGAUACGUGAACGACGAAGAGCUGCAGCGGAAGCGGCAAAUAAGAAUCGACGACCACGUCGACGUAAACGAACCGAUCUAGAUAGUAUACCUGUACGUGGAAGACCAACUUAUAGACGACAAUCAUUUUCAGCCUCAGAAGGAUCUGGCAGUUCCAGUUCAUCGAAUUCCUCCAGAUCACCAUCUGGUGAUCGUUCUCAUUCUGAUUCAGGUCGACAUGCUACAAUUCGAUCUAAUUCUCCAAAUCGUCAAAUACCAUCUAAUAAACAUGAUCAAGAGGUUAUUCGUCCCAGUGGUGGUCGUAAACGAACUCGUCAAGAGAUGCAACGUACAAGUUUGAAAGAGAUUGAUGAGAAUACAACAACAACAACAACACGUCGACAUGUAGGACGUACUAUGCUGCUUAAUAGUGUUGAUCCUCGUGAACCAUUAGAAUACGCCCGAUAUACUAAACAAUCAGAUUUUAAUGAACGUUCUACUACUCAUAGAACAACACGUGGUACUACUGAUCAAUUUAUGCAGAAACCUGUACAAUCUAUGAAACGAUCUUAUCCUACUGGUGUUGACGAAAUGCCAAUACGACAACGUCCAGAACGUGAUUCACGUCUCCUUGCUACACGUUAUCCAAAUUCAUCUGUUGAUGAAUCGCAUAGAGUUGGCAAUGCUGAAACACGUCGUACUGCUGCUGCUGUGAAUCAAUUUAAUAUAUCAACUAAAGAGAGAAUAAUUAGACCAAGAACACCUCACGGUUUGGAGAUGCUUGAUUUUAGAAGUCGAUCACCACAUGCAGAAGUUGAUAUAUUACCUAAAAUUAUUCGUCUUGAUCGUGAACAAUAUCAACAUCAUCAACAUCAUCAUCGUAGAAUUGUUAGCUAUGAUAUACCUGAUAUGAAUAGUUGUAUAAAAUCACCGCUAAUCAAUAACAACGCCUCCCUAGUUGAUCCUGUGGAUAAUUUCAACUCAGCUAAACGUGCACGUAGUCGUCAUCGUAGUCGUGGUCCU
Molecule: messenger RNA, 1855 nt
Organism: Schistosoma turkestanicum
Lineage: Eukaryota; Metazoa; Platyhelminthes; Trematoda; Strigeidida; Schistosomatidae
Source: the annotation of a GenBank genome assembly